Odocoileus virginianus texanus is the source of this 4276-nucleotide messenger RNA. Lineage: Eukaryota; Metazoa; Chordata; Mammalia; Artiodactyla; Cervidae. The record is from RefSeq and is a predicted model, not a curated record.
UAUUUAAUAGGUUCUUCUAUCCCUAAACUUGCUGAAACUGGUGGUUAAUUCUAGGUACUUGAAUUCAGAUGAUUUGGUGAGGGAUGUGGAAAGAACACAGAACACUUAACUGGUGUUAAAUGUACUGUGUAGUUUCUGUUGCAUUAUAUUAGAUGUUAUAUCAGGGUUGCCUCUCUUUUGUUUUUUACUUUAAAAUAUUGAUGUACCUUAUUGCACACUGCAGAACAGAGCUAUCCAGUAGAAUAUUCAUAAUGAUGGAAAUGUUCUUAAUACCACUAUCUGAUUUGGUAGACAUGGACUGCAGCUGUAAGAAACUGAAUUUUUAAUUUUAAUAGCCAUAUGUGACUGCUGGCUGCUAUAUUGGAAAGUACAGCUAUAGGACUUUCAAAAAAUGUUAAGUAACAGAGGUAGCAAUAGAUGUCUCUUUGUUCUUGAUUUUAGCCUAAAUUCCUAUUCCGUUUCAUCAGUAAAUAUGAUAUCAGGUUUUGUGUGCCUAUAAUAAAUUUGUUAUAACUAUGUGACCUUAAUUUUUCUUAAUGGACAGAGAUCUAGGGCAGCCCUGCAGAGGUACCUGUUCUACUGUAAUCGCUAUAUGAACCACAUGCAGAGUCUCCGCUUUGAGCACAAACUGUAUGCUCAGGUGAAGCAGAAAAUGGAGGAGAUGCAGCAGCACAACAUGUCCUGGAUUGAGGUGCAGUUCCUGAAGAAAGCAGUUGAUGUCCUCUGCCAGUGUCGUGCCACACUCAUGUACACUUAUGUCUUCGCUUUCUACCUCAAAAAGAAUAACCAGUCCAUUAUCUUUGAGAAUAACCAAGCAGAUCUAGAGAAUGCCACAGAGGUGCUCUCGGGUUACCUCGAACGAGAUAUUUCCCAAGACUCUCUGCAGGAUAUAAAGCAGAAAGUACAAGAUAAGUACAGAUACUGUGAGAGUCGACGAAGGGUUUUGUUACAGCAUGUGCAUGAAGGCUAUGAAAAAGAUCUGUGGGAGUACAUUGAGGACUGAGAAUGGCCCUGCAUAAAAUGAACUCUGAAAACUUUACCAUCUAGAGUGCUCAUGCAAUUAAAACAAACAAAACAAACACAAACAAGGAGGCACUAAGCCUGUUCUGACACUGCUGGUCUGUAGAACCAGAAUUCUGUUUUGUUAACGGAAAGUUUAAGUAAAUUAUAUUGUAAUAAAAAAAAGGUAGAUAAACCAUUGUACAACAGUAUUCUAGGCCGCCAACAAAAGUGUGACAGACACACUAAAAGCCCUCCAACUUUAACUUGUAACGUAGCUUCAUUCUCAAAGCUGACUCCUUUUUUUUCAUUUUCUUUUUCCUGAGUGUAGUACAGUUAAAAUUUAAAACAGCUCCUUGACACUGCUUUUCAUGUCCAAACCAGCCAUUUUGUUGUACUUUGGUAAAGGACCUCUCCCGUUUCUCCCCUACACAUACAGAUACACCCACACACACAGACUGUCUCUCUCUCAUACCCCAAGGUCAUGAGUGAAUAAUGAUUAGUUCCUUGUAAAGAAAAUUCUUGGGGCAGGAAGAGGGUAGGCAGAAAGAGGAAUUAAACAAAAAAACAAAAAAAACUUUGUAUAUGACUUUUAAAACAAGAGGACAACACAGUAUUUUUCAAAAUUGUAUAUAGUGCAUAUGCAUGGACAAAGCAAGCGUGGCACGUGUUUGCAUAAUGUUUAAUUACAAAAAAUAUUUAUUCUUUAAAAAUCUUCAAGAUUAUGUCUAUUUGCUGUGCAUUUUCUUUCAGUUUGCUUUAUCUUUCCAGGGUUGAGGGUUGGGAUAAAAGGUGUGUUGGUUUAGCACCUCUGGAAGACCUAACUUGAGUUCUUUGAUUUCCGUUUCCUGAAAUUACUUUGCCCUUUCUGGUUUUGAUGUAUUUGUCGCUGGCCCUGGGUCUCAUGCCCGGAAUUGCCAGCCCCUGGUCGAGCACAGAGGGGUCAAGCUCUGACUAAAUGCCGUGGCCUGGUAAGGGCUGCAGCAGGGAGCUUUGCUGCUGCCGCUGAAGAGUGACCCAGUCUCCAACCUCAUCCCUCUCCGCAGCCUUGUACAUCUACGGAAGCCUUUGUGUGCCCGUGUCAGACACACAGCUGAAGGCUGCCUAGGCUUCCUGUCACAUCCAGAGGAAACAUUUCAAAAAUUUGUCCCUUUAAUUGCUGCUUUGAGCCUUUUAAGAUUUUUCGUUAUGGCUCUUCUCUCACCCCUUCUUUAUGUUAGGGUGUCAAAUAGGACAUUUUUGCUUUAAAUAUAAAUAUAAAUAAAUAGCCAUUCACUUAGAUUCAGAUUGUGAAUUAAAAAUGGCAGAUACUGAAAUUGCUUGUGUGUGUUGCUGUGGGUUCAGUUUGAAGGCAAACAUCCUAGAACUUGAUAUUCCCAUCUAGUGCAUUUAAAUAGAUAUCACUGUUUGCUUCUUUUCUAUUUGUCAACAGAUAGGAGAAUUAAUAAGGCGUUUUAGCUGUGAUGUCCAUUUUUAUGAAAUUUCUACUAAGAGCUAUGUUAAAAGUAAAGGAUGGUGGUGGUUUUAUUAACUAUGUAUCUAUUUAGGCCAUUCUGGCUGUGGUGUUUUUCAUCCCUAAAUCUGUCCGUUUUAUACAGGAGUACGGAGUGAACUAGGCAACUAGAUGAGGUCUUAAUACUAAGCACCACUUCUGGCUGAAGGACCUCUUUGUCUUCCUCUCAACGUCUUGCGCCUAGGGAGUGUUUACCUUUUGUGAGGCAGCUUUGUCUGCUCUUGCACCAUACAUCUUACUACUCCAUUGGGAAGUAGGUUCACUUUCCUCUGGCCUUUUGCCUAAGUUAGGCUUUGCUAAAUCAACCCUACUUUUCCUUUUAGAAAAGGUUGUUACAUGAGAUGUCCUUGCAACUGUUCUUUUCCCAUCAGAAAUCAGUGAAUGUUUGCUGAGUAUAUUAUGCUGCUUCCUUAAACCACUUGUCGCUCUAGGAUCAACUUUACCUAUACCUUUUAUCCUCCCCUCCCUUGCCACCUCAGGUGCAAGUCUGAACUCAGUGUCUGCUUCUUCCUUAUUCUCUUCUCCUUCCCUUUCCCUGUCAACCAUUUGAUUUUAUUUUAAAUGACUGCAUCAAUCUUAAAAGGCAUUUAUCAAAACUAAGGAUUUUUUUUUUUUUUAAGAAAGCUUGAAUAAGUUCCUUUCCCUGGUAACUUUGAAAAGCAGCCAGAGUUGCUAUCUAGAUAUAUGUGGUCCCCUUAAAAUGUUUUGUGUAUAUGUGGUGUUUUAAGAAAUAUCUUACAUGGUUAACUACAGUAUCUAGAUUUGAGUGUCAUAAAUCCUUUUUACACACUCCCCUUACAAGAGGUAUCCAGAAACAGUGUGUGCACUUCAUAAUAACAGUCCCCACCCAUGGAAGAACAGUGCUUUUUAGAGCUGUUUUCUAGUUGCAGUGUUGGCAUAUUUACCUGAGGGUAUUGCAGUUGUGGGUGCAUUCCCUUAUAUGUAUGGAUCAAGAUGAAUUGGCCUUUUCCAGUUCAAGCUUUUAACAACUAUCUCCAUAUCUGACAGAACUCCCAUCAGUUAAUCACUUUCAUUGUCAAUAACUUCAGUGGUCUCAGCUGGGAUAGGUCUUAAGCCAUAUGAUAUGACGGCUUCCCUGUUUCACAUACCUAAGUCUUUCUGUCACAGGGCUCUAUUCAUGGUCAGCACCAGGGUCUCCCUUGUCUUCUUGAGGUCUUCUGAAAACUGCAUGCAUCAUUUGAACAAUUCAUUGAGCAGUAGAUGGACUUAAAUAAUUUACAAUAAAAUUGUUGAUCCAAAGCGCAGGACUACAAACCACAGUGGUAAAAUUGAGUGGCAUAUAUCAUCAGACUCUAAAUUCUGUGUAAUCCGCUGCAACCCAGAUUGUACAUGUUUUAUGUGUGUUUAAAUAAAUACAUUAAAUACACAUGUGUAUACAUAUACACAAAUAUAGCAGAUCCAAGACUGACUGACUUGAUUUGAAAUGGUUGAAUCUGCAGUGUAAAAUGCAGAUGGAUCAGCCAUGAUUAGGAACUGAAAUUUAGCAUAAGAGAGAAAAGGACUUGAUGUACAAAAAUCCCGGUAUAGAGCACUUGGGGGAUGGGGGGGGGGGGGGGGGGUUGGUGAGACAAUCAGAUUGGUAAAUUGAUUAAAUGCUCCUAACCCUGUAAUUUUGUGCAUAGAGCACACUGUGCUGUGGAAAUAACUGUUCUUAGAUUUUCAUUGUAACUGGACUGUUCAGGUUGCCCAGAGGGAAAGAACAUUCCUAAUUCUAAUAAAAUAAACUUUUAUUUUGUUAUUUCA